Teleopsis dalmanni is the source of this 3478-nucleotide messenger RNA. RefSeq names its product cartilage oligomeric matrix protein (gene Tsp). The record is from RefSeq and is a predicted model, not a curated record. Gene Ontology annotation, molecular function: calcium ion binding. Lineage: Eukaryota; Metazoa; Arthropoda; Insecta; Diptera; Diopsidae. The coding region runs from base 152 to 3319 and encodes 1055 amino acids. The transcript is spliced from 15 exons. Gene Ontology annotation, cellular component: extracellular region. Gene Ontology annotation, biological process: cell adhesion.
UACGCAGCAAACAAUAAAAUAAAAAAAGAAGAAAAUAAAAAUAAAAAUAAAAAUAAAGUCUUCAUUGUUGACAUUGUGAACAACAAGUAUCUCAACAACACCAACAAAGGCAACAAGCGUCGACGGCAGAUAGCCAGCAAUAACAUUCAAAAUGAAUUGGUUGCAUCUGGUAAUCGUUGCAGCCGCUUUGGCAAUUGGCGAUGUUGCGUCAUUGUCAUUGGAUCCAGUUGCCUCUGCUGAAUUGGAACAGUACAUAAAGAAAGGUGAUUGUGUUAUAUCUAUGCGUCAUAUACGACCACGGCGAAAGUUGCAUAUAUCAAUUGAGGCACUCUUCAUGAUCGAUUUUCCCACACUGAAACACAAAAUGUCCUUCUUCCUCGAUCGUAAACAGCAGCGCGUAACGCUUGACAUUAGCGACAAUGGCGCCACCGAAUCCAAACAUUUCGAGAUUCCCAACAUAAAUGAGACGAGCACAAUUCGUUCGUUGGCAUUGCAUUUCCAUAAAAAUCGCAUAGCUUUGUUGGUGGAUUGCAAGGAGAGUUCAGCACAUGAAAUUGAUUUGAAUCUAACCAAAUUGUAUGCUUCGCAAUUAGAUGAUCCGAUAAUUAAACUGUUUCGUGAGCGUAAAUACCCACUCCAUUUUGAUGGGAACGUUGAAAAUGCCUUGCAGCGUGCCAACUGUCAAAAGGGCAUACUCCAUCGUCGCGGCAAUAAACGCAUGUUGAAGAACAAAAUUUCGGAACGUGAAAAGAAUAAGAAACGUGAUGUGCGCAACUGGUUUAAUCAUGAGCCGCAGGUUGGCAGUAGCAGUAAUGAACAGUACCGCCAACAGGAAACUUCAUUGGACAUUGAACGUCGCGGUGACAUACCCGUCAUGCACGGAGAUUGUGAAGACGCCCUCGCAAAAUCGCUCAGCGACUUAAUGGCAUUGGUGAAAUUGCUUCGAGAAGAUAUCGCCCACCAACGACAGGAGAUUGCCUACUUACGAAUGUUGCUCGAAAACUGCGCAGGCUGCAAAGAACCCAGCAAUAACAUACGUGUGGAACCAACUUGCCGCACUUCGAAUCCUUGUUAUCCAGGUGUCGAUUGUCAUGAUAGCUCGUCAGGACCAAGAUGUGGUCGCUGUCCAACAGGCUAUAUUGGAGAUGGAAAAUUGUGCAAACCAGGCUUGAGUUGCAGCGAUAGACCGUGUUUCAUAGGUGUUCAAUGUCACGAUACAGUGAACGGUGCACAAUGUGAUACCUGCCCAAUCGGUUAUGAUGGUGAUGGACGCACAUGUACCAUACGUAAUCCAUGCUUGGAUGGACCAUGUCCUUCAGGUGUUGAGUGUGUACAGAUACGUUAUCCGCCGUACUUUCAAUGUCUCAACUGUCUUCAUCCCGUUAAUGGUACUUGCAACGCAAACAUAGAUGAAUGUAGUCUAUACAAACCAUGCGAUGCGAGAGCAACUUGCAUAAAUCUAUAUCCUGGUUUUAGGUGUUCACCAUGUCCAUCAGGAUUUAUUGGAACACAUGCAUUGGGAUAUUACGCUGAGUAUAUGCCUCUAAACUAUCAGAAGCAAACUUGUCAUGAUGUCGAUGAAUGUGCAACCGGCUUGUCCAUAUGCAAGGAAAACUCAGUCUGUGUCAAUACAAUUGGUUCAUAUCAGUGCAAAUGUCAGGAUGGUUUUAUUGCCAACGGCACAUACGGCUGUAUUUCUAUGACGGAUAUGUGUCCAGAUGGUACUAUAUGCGAUCGUAAUGCCAACUGUUAUCUGAUGGAUGACUUCAAGUAUACCUGCAAAUGUAAAGUUGGUUGGGCUGGUACCGGUUUUUUGUGUGGACGUGAUCGUGACAUGGACGGUUGGGCUGAUGAGCAUCUACCAUGCAAUGAUGUGCGUUGCCGUCGUGAUAAUUGUCCAUAUUUACCAAAUUCUGGACAAGAAGAUGCGGAUAAUGACGGUAUUGGUGAUGGUUGUGAUGAGGAUGCGGAUGGUGACUUAGAAAAGAACGAUAAAGAUAACUGUCCAUUUCAGUACAAUAUCGAUCAGUUGGACUCUGAUCAUGACGGCAUAGGAGAUGCUUGUGAUAAUUGUCCAUUUGUGCCCAACCGUAAACAGCUCGAUACCGACAAGGAUGGUAUGGGUAAUGACUGUGAUGAUGACAUUGAUAAUGAUACCAUUGCGAAUAUGUAUGACAAUUGUCCAAGCGUGCAAAAUCCAAAUCAAUCGGAUGUAGAUAACGAUGGCAUUGGUGAUGCUUGUGAUAACUGCCCUACUAUACCAAAUCCAUCACAAGAGGACCGAGACAAUGACUUAGUGGGUGAUGCAUGUGAUAGUGAUAUUGAUGGUGAUGAUGAUGGUAUACAGGACAGUGAGGAUAAUUGUCCAUUUGUGCCAAAUUCAGAUCAGCUUGAUACUGAUGCUGAUGGAAAAGGUGAUCCUUGUGACGAUGAUAUUGAUGGAGAUGGUAUACCAAAUCAUAGAGAUAAUUGUCCAUUAGUUAAAAAUGUUGAUCAACUUGAUUCAAAUCGUAAUGGUAAAGGCGAUGCUUGCGAGAACGACGAGGAUGAAGACGGUUCACCAAAUUUUGUAGAUAAUUGUCCUAAUAACUCAAUGAUAUAUUCUACUGAUUUUCGUGCUAUACGGUCAGUGAUACUUGAUCCAGAAGGUGAUGCGCAAUUGGAUCCCAAUUGGGAAGUACAUGCAAAUGGUUCAGAGAUUGUACAAACGCUUAAUAGCGAUCCAGGUUUAGUAGUUGGUCACGAUGCUUUUGGAGGUGUUGAUUUUGAAGGCACAUUUUACGUGAAUGAUGAUACCGAUGAUGAUUAUGUUGGUUUUAUUUUUAGUUACCAAAGUAACCGUAAAUUUUAUGUUGUUAUGUGGAAAAAAGGUGCACAAACAUAUUGGCAGCCAAUACCAUUCCGUGCCUCGGCGGAACCCGGUCUACAAAUUAAGUUAGUAGAUAGUAUAACUGGUCCUGGUUCAAUGCUUAGAAAUAGUCUCUGGCAUUCUGGUGAUACACAAGACCAAGUAAAAUUAUUAUGGCGAGAUCCAUUAAAUGUUGGUUGGAAGGAGAAGACAUCCUAUCGUUGGAGAUUGAUGCAUCGCCCAGCGAUUGGUUUGAUUCGGUUAAGAAUGUAUGAAGGCGAAAAAUUGGUAUUAGAUUCCAAUAAUGUUUACGACGCCACAUUAAAAGGUGGUCGCUUGGGUGUCUUCUGCUUUUCGCAAGAACAGAUCAUCUGGUCGGAUUUGGUUUACAAAUGCAAUAAUCGUGUGCCUUCUUUAAUAUACAAUGAGCUGCCUCUCAACUUAAAAAUGAAAGUGGAAAUUGACAGAUAAAUUUUGCACCGCUAUAUUGAGUACUUAAAGUUAAACAAUUUUUAAAAAUACUUAGAAUAUUAAUACUAUUUAAACAAUUUAUUAAAUAUUAUUAGUUAUAAUUUUUUCAUGAUUGUUUUUUUUUAUUAAUCACAUUAAAAGACUUACAAAUAUACGCAC